This is a messenger RNA of Catharus ustulatus (Swainson's thrush), 5646 nucleotides long. RefSeq names its product ring finger protein 43 (gene RNF43). The record is from RefSeq and is a predicted model, not a curated record. Lineage: Eukaryota; Metazoa; Chordata; Aves; Passeriformes; Turdidae. The transcript has 9 exons. The coding region runs from base 73 to 2568 and encodes 831 amino acids. Gene Ontology annotation, biological process: Wnt receptor catabolic process; ubiquitin-dependent protein catabolic process. Gene Ontology annotation, molecular function: frizzled binding; ubiquitin protein ligase activity.
CGCCGGCCGAGCCCACCGCGCUGAGGACGCGUUCCCGAGCGGUAUGAGCGGCCGGAGCCCGCUGCUGGUAGCAUGAGUGCUGGCCCCCAGGUGCAGCUGGCUGUCCUCUGGCCUUGGCUGCUCAUGGCGACCCUGCAGGCAGGACUGGGCCACACCGGGCUGGCGCUGGCAGCGGCCGUGGAGUCGGAGCGGGCGGCGGCGCAGAAAGCCAUCAUCAGGGUCAUCCCGCUCAAAGUGGAGCCCAUCGUCCUGGAAGGGGAGUUCGCCAACGUCGCCGAGGUGACUCCGGCCGAGGGGAAAUUGCUCCAGUCUCACCCACUAUCCCUGUGCAACACCAGCGAGGAUGAACACACAGAAUCAGGAUUCAUCACCAUUGUCAAGCUGGAGCAGCCGGAUCGGGAUCCCAAUCCCUGCCUGUCUUUGGCCAACAAGGCAAAGCUGGCAGGGGAGCGUGGAGCCCGUGCGAUCCUUUUUGACAUCACCGAUGAUGAAAGUGCUGCUGAUCAGCUGAGGAAGCCCAGAGGCCUGAGCCAGCCCGUGGUCCUGAUCAGAGGCCAUGAUGCUGAGCUCCUCAUGGGUGUCGUGAACAAGAACAGAGAGGCCCAUGUGAAGAUAGAGGUCAAGGAGCCACCAGCUUGGCCAGACUACGACGUGUGGAUUCUUCUUACAGUGGUCAGCACCGUGGUCGUCAUCAUUUUAAUUUUUGUUGUCCGCACAAAGUGCCAGCUGAACAGGACUCAGGACUCGGUGCAGCAGCAGACCCUGCAGGCCAUCAGGCAACUGGCUACACGCCGCUACCAGCCCCGGGCACGGCCAGCCCCACGCUGGGACUCCGCCAGCAGCUGCAGCUCCGCCCCGGUCUGUGCCAUCUGCCUCGAGGAGUUCAGCGAGGGCCAGGAACUGCGGAUCAUCUCGUGCUCCCACGAGUUCCAUCGGGAGUGUGUUGACCCUUGGCUGCACCAACACCACACGUGUCCACUCUGCAUGUUCAAUAUUCUUGCCAGAGACUCAGGGGACCAGGCCAUGGCUGCCAGCUCCAGGCUGGUCCCUCAGGACAUGGAGCCUGGGCGGCGACUCCACCUUUUCCGCCAGCAUCCAGGACAUGCCCUUUACCACCUCCCACACUCGUAUCCUCAGAGGAACCUCAGGAGCUUUCCCCCAGAGCCAGCCCACGGCAACCCCUUCUUCCACUCUCCAGAGCUCUCCCAGCUGGAUUUUGGCACCAUCCACUACAUGCCCUACAGACCAGCCACCUCCCUGCUGGCCUGCAGCCACAUGGCCCCACUGGCCCCGGGCUUGCUGGGGCAGCAGCACCCCAACCCCCCUGCAUGCGGACAGGCACUGGCACCCCACAGGACGUGUUCCCUUCAGCCUCAGCCCCCCUGUCUGGCGCCCAAGGUAGCCCUGGCACAGAAGCAGAACCGUGUGCCCGCCCUGCGCCGGGGACUUGGCCACGGGCACCAGCACAACAGCAGUGGCUCUGGGGAGAGCUAUCUCACGGAGCACAGCGGGUACCUGGCUGAUGGGCCAGGCAGCGACUCCAGCUCGGGGCCCUGCCAUGGCUCCUCCAGUGACUCCAUGUUGAACUGCACGGACGUCAGCCUGCAGGGUAUCCACGGCAGCUGCUCCACCUUUCGCAGCUCCCUCAGCAGUGAUUACGAUCCCUUCGUGUACUGCAGCUCCGAGGGCCCCGCCACGGACCAUGGCCAGGAGCAGCUGCGGCCACCCAGGGAGAGGCGGCCCCGGUCUUUGGACUUGAUGGUGCCAGGGGCGACUGCUCCAGCCAAGCCCCAGGUACUCAGCCACGUCCACUACCACCACCACCAGCACCACCACUACAGGCGGGAUUCAGAGUGUCCUCCUGGGCGGGUCAGCCAGGGGCCGGGGCCACGCAAAUCCCGCUACUCUGGAGCCAAGGUUGCCUUCCACAGUGCUCGGACACAAAAGAGGACUGAGAAAAGCCAUCACUCUCAGCAGUCUCUGGAAAGCAGUGGAGUGUUGCAGGAGGCAGCUCCAGCAGGACAGCCAGCCUGUCCCCAGGAAGGCCAGGAGCCCCCUCAUGCCCCCUCCACUUCUCCAGACAGGUUGGACUUCAGUGUAGAUGCCAACAGACAAUUGGGAGCAGCUGGCACGCCCCCUGUCCCGCUGCCCUCCAGACACAGCUUACAGAGCAGGCAUCACCGAAGGAAAAGAAAGUGUCCCCUGGAGCCUGACCCUGCUCUCCUGGCCAAGGACUCAGCCGAGCCCAGAGCCUGCAACACUCACCUUCCUCCUGGUCAUCCUGCUGGCUACCGCUGCUCUCCCGAAGCCCAGCCCCUGAUCCCAAGCGCUCCCCUGCCCAGCGGCUCCCAGCUGCUCUGGAAGUGUUUAGUGCCACAGUCCAGCUCCGAGCUGAGGAAGCAGGAGGAGGGGCUGUUAGGACGGGAGAGAAACUGUUCAGUUCCUGCAGAUUUCUUGGGGACAGGCACCCCCAGACACAGUCUGAGUGUCCGCCUUCACUGCCCGUCUCAGCAGGGUGGUCAGGGAUCUGAAGAGGAGGUCCAGGAUGUCCAUGAACACUCAGUUUAAUAAAACACUGACCUGUUUGCUCACUGGGAGCUGGAGUGGACACAGAUGUUGAUGGAGCUGCUCCCACCUGGCCCUGCCCAGCCCUGCCCUGCUGAGACAUGGACUGCCAAGAGUAACAGGCCACUUGUGGUCUCCUGAUGCAUCCUCAAGCUUUGAUGUCACACCAGCAGAGCCCUGCUCCUCUGAAGGCACAGGCAGCCCCUCAUCAUGCUGUGGCAUCGCUCCAAGCCAGGCAAGGCUCCCAGGGAGAGCUCACCGAGUGAGUGCAAGCUGCUAUUUUGGCAUGUUCAUGCCACAGAAGGUUUUGCUAAACACUGCAAAAAUAAACAAGCCUUCGAGACCAAAAGCUGCAGAAAUUACUUUCUGUGGCCUGGUAGCUCCUGACUUCAUUUCCUCACUUAGGUCAAAAGCCAGAUUGUUCAAUUAACUUUUCCAUGCUUAUUUCAGACACAGGUACAAGCUAUUCUCCAUCUCACUGCUCACAGGGCUGCCCUGCAAGGUGCUGCUUCUGACUUCAGUGGAAACCAAGAGCUCUCGCCACUUUUGAUCACCUCAGUGUCCCCCAGCUGACGCCAUCUCGGCCACUGGCUGUGUUUGCCAGCAGCAGGAGAGGGGAAGACACAGGGACAUCAGCAUUUCUGGGAAGGAGCUGGGUCAGACUCUUUCCAUUGCAAAGAAUCUACCCUCUCAUCUGAGAGGGUGAACAAGUCUCUCGCUCACCCUCUAACUCCUCUACCUACCCUCAAAUAGCUGUCAUGGCCAGCCCUGUUAAGACCAUAUUUCAAAUAUAUCCCAGAUGUCCCCAUCACAGGAGUCAACGAAAAUCCUGGAGUUCAUGUGGCUCCUGCUUCUCUCCUUCCUCUCAUUGCCCCAAGACACAGCAAAAAUUCACAGCAAAAGCCUCCUUAAUAAAUGCAGAGCAGAGCCCUAUCCAUCAUCCAGCCUUAACUUCAGCCUUAACUGAGACCCCUGAAAUCCUUCAAAAGGAUUUUUCUGUCUUUUUCAGCAUUUUGAUGAUUCAGGGAGAAAUCAUCAGGCUCUGGUUUAUUACGUUCCCCUUCCCCCCAUUUAUGAAUGUUUUGGGUGUUUCUGAAUGUUACUAGUUCUUAUUUCCUACAUCUCGUAAUUUGCAGACAUUCAAGCAAAAUACAACCUGCCAAAUUCAGAACAUGUAGAACCCAUGCAGCUUUCAAACAGCAGAGAAUUCCUUUCAAGUUCAUUGCCCUAAAUGAUCAGUCAGGCCAAAGAAUCGGCCAGAUUCACAUGUGAAGUGCACAUUUCUGUGGCAACAAAUGCUUCCAAGCACAAGGAAGCAUUGGUGAGGAUACAAAACCGGAGCUGAAGAUAACUGCUGACAAUUUGAAAUUUGAUGUAGGGACAGACUUUCCCAUCUCCUCAAUAAAGUUUCCUGUGUCUUCCUUUGAAGCAGCCGCUUCUCAAGAGAGCACUCCGGUAAUGCAGUCCCAGUUCAGGAUGAUCUUCUGCCUUCUUUUGUUGGUGGGAAAGCUUUUUACGGGGUUUGCUGCCCUUAAUCCUUGAAAAAGGCAUCUUUGACACAGCUGCUAAUCAGUCUCUGACAGUCAAGUGAUCAGUCAAUAGCACUGUUUUAAACCCAACAUUAUUCCCUUGUAGUGCUCAUUCCUUGUCUCCUGUGACCAGGCCCCUGUGGGACCUUUCAGUCUAGGGAAGAGCUGAAUUUCUUUCAUCAAAUGACCCAGCAGAAUUACAUUUAGACUUUUCCAGGCUCUUGCUUGUCAUAUAGCACAAGCAGAAGACACAAGCUCAGAAGUUUUUCUCCCGUGCAGGGAAGUCAGUCUUAAACUAGAGGAAAAAUCCAGGACUAGAUCUGGAUUCAACCCAUUCGGCUUCUUGUGCUCCUGGUCCGUGGCUUGUCUGAACCAGCUCCUUUACCACACUGGAGGGCUCAGAGGCUUAACAGAAGGGAGGGUCAUGAAGUUGGGAUGCUCCCACUGCUUUUUUUAGGAGUCAGGAUGGCAGAAAACCUCCACAGAUGCAUUUCACUGCUCAAAUGAACAACUGCAGCUCUAAAGUCCUCUCUUUCCUCCUAUCCCUAACAAAAGAGAUUCCUGAAUUUGUGAGCCAUAAGCUUCUUUGGGAAAGUGGUCAGCACUUGUGCACUGUCUCCACUCCUCAUUGCAGUAUUACCAGGCUGCCAGGGCAGCACCUGCUUCCAAACUGCCUCCCUUUCCUGACCUUAUGCUGCUGCUCCUGUUCACGUAGAAAAUGCUGGAGUGCAGGUCUGUCUCUGUGGGGGCUCAGGUGGAGGAGAAGGAGGAACUCUCUGGGAACUUGGGUUUGAAAGAUCCCUAUAGUAGAUGAAUGACUAACCUUGGCUGCCUGGAAGGGAAGAAGCAGUAUCUGAGAAAAUAGGGAAUGGUUCCUCACAGUUCUUUACCUCUGGCUUCUGAGUGAUGCUUUUUGGGUGCUCAGUGGCUGUGGGCUCUACCAUGGAGUUUCUCCAGCAUCCCUGCAGUGACACAGAGCUCAUUUUCCUUCUUUGCAUCCGAAGUUGCAGCCGAAAACUGAAGGAAGCCAGAGCAUCCCAACCUCCCCCUGUUCAAACUGAAGGCCCACCUCUUCCCCAGGGACCCCCUUCCCAGGAGCUCCCACCCCCUGAACUGGGCAUGUGGUCGGGCUGGCUGGAUAUCUCCCCUCCUGCACAAAUCCUUCAGAUCCUUUAGAAAUGUGAAUAUCAGUUGGUUUUGUUGUCGCUUUUUGUGUCGUUAAUUUUUUUUUCUGAGUUUGUCCUGGCUCUUGGGGCUUGGGAAUAAAUUGUGACCCAGGAAAAAAAGGAAAAAAAAAAAAAGAAAAAAAAAAAAAAGCAAGACCACACAGAAAAAAAGAAUGCGUUUUAUAUAUAUGCAAAACUGUGUAUUUAUGUCCGAUAAACACAAAGAUGUGUGACUAUGCUGAUGUGCUCAGAAAUAUAUUUAUUUACUAAUAUAUUUAUCCAUGUACCGGUCUGCUGCCUGCAUUUGUUCUUUGUGCUGGGCUGCGCUGGUGGAGGAGCGCGCGGGGAGAGACGCCCGGCCCGGCCCGGCCGUGACAGAGCUCGGG